Trichoplax adhaerens is the source of this 756-nucleotide messenger RNA. RefSeq lists its product as uncharacterized. The transcript is spliced from 4 exons. NCBI's taxonomy places the organism in Eukaryota, Metazoa, Placozoa, Uniplacotomia, Trichoplacea, Trichoplacidae. The coding region runs from base 1 to 756 and encodes 251 amino acids. The record is from RefSeq and is a predicted model, not a curated record.
AUGGCAUCAAGCAGCGUCGUUUCUGGAACGGAAGAGGUAGCAUCGACUAGCGUCGUAGCUGCAAAGAGUAUCAGUACGUAUGGACACCAAGUCAUUCAAUUUCAUCAUCAUUGCCUUGCAAGAACGACGAGCAGCAGUCCAUGCUCUAAGUUACAAUCUGCUUCCCUGUUUCUCAUCCACUAUCGACAGUCAUCAUUUCGCUUUCUAACCGCUGUUGUUCCAGGCGAUUAUCCAUUUUGUCCUAUUUAUGUCACAGGAACCGAAGAAACCGCAUCGACAGUUCCUUUAAGUGGUCAAUUAUAUUUAUUGCAUGCUCCCGAAGAGAAGAGAAGCGAUGCCAGUCCUUUACAAGAAGAAAUUAAUAAGAUUCAAGAAAACUUUUGCAAGACUGAAGAGCAGCUACCAGGAGCUAGCAAUGUUAGAGAAAUAGAGAAAGCUAUUACCAAUUCGAAUUAUUUCCUUAUAUUUUUAUCCAAGCUUCUAUUGAAAAACCGUAGUUCGGUGAUUGAUUCUAUACUAGUUAAGAAAAAUAUCUUCGAUAAACUGGUUAUUGUACUAAGCGAUUUGUCGACGGAAGAAUUCAAGAACCUCCCUAAUGCUAAUCUCUUGCAAGCAAUGUAUAGAGAUCAGGAAGAUACAAGGGUUAUCGAGAAUUGCUAUAUGGAAUGGCCUGAAGUAGCAAAGAAAGUCAUGGAGAUAUUGAGAAAUGGAAGAAAUAGAGAUCAAAACCCUCCCACUACAGCACCUGGUAAAUAA